This is a messenger RNA of Vitis riparia (riverbank grape), 2811 nucleotides long. RefSeq names its product U-box domain-containing protein 33-like. Lineage: Eukaryota; Viridiplantae; Streptophyta; Magnoliopsida; Vitales; Vitaceae. Gene Ontology annotation, biological process: protein ubiquitination; protein phosphorylation. The transcript has 7 exons. Gene Ontology annotation, molecular function: protein kinase activity; ATP binding; ubiquitin-protein transferase activity. The record is from RefSeq and is a predicted model, not a curated record. The coding region runs from base 151 to 2586 and encodes 811 amino acids.
CAAGGCCCCAUUUGGAAGAGAAAUUUGCUAAUAAAAUCAUUCGAAGAAUCUUAAUUUGAUUUUACUCGUACUAUAAUUCCCCAACCCUCCAAACUCUCUCAGAAGCCAAGCCAUCGCCGGACUCUGCCGGAGCUCAGUUUUCCGACCAAAAUGGAGCUGCUCCAACCCUCACAUCCCCAAGCGGUAGCUUCUUCGUUGUCGGGGAUUGUCGAAGAAGGUGGUGACAGAGUACACGUGGCCGUCGGGAAAUCAGUCGAGAAAGCCGAAAGUUUGCUUCACUGGACUUUCCGGCGAUUUGGGAGCUGUGAAAUUUGUCUUGUUCAUGUGCAUCAACCUUCUCCGCUGAUUCCCACCCUCUUGGGGAAACUACCGGCAAGUCAAGCAAAUGGGGAAGUGGUGUCUGCACAUAGAAGAGAGGAGAAGAAACAAACAAAUAAACUUCUACUUAACUACUCGAACAUUUGCUCCAGGAUGAAGGUGAAACCAAGUAUCAUUACAAUUGAAGCUGAUCAUGUUCAGAAAGGAAUUGUAGAUCUGGUGAACAGACAUGGUAUUAGGAAGCUGGUUAUGGAGGGCACUGUGCCAGAAAAUUGCAUGAAGGUGAAAAUGAGCUCUAGCAAAGCAAAUUAUGCUGCAAAAAAGGCUCCUGAAUUCUGUGAGAUCUGGUUUAUCCACAAAGGAAAACAUGUAUGGACAAAAGAAGCGUUCAAAGCCCCAGGUUUUCUGCCACCAAUUAGUCAUCCAAAGACAGAAACUGGAGAAGUCUUAGGUUUCCAACCAGAAUGUCUUCCAUCCGGUUCUUCUCCUGUAAGUGUGCUUAGUGGUGGAGAUAGAAAUGGAGUUGAGAGUGAAUUGGUUAGAACCAGAGUGGCAUCAUCACCAGCCUUAUCUGAUUCUACUAGUCAAAAUGACCCACAGUUUAGUCCAGCAAGCUCUAGCACCUUUUCUGGAUAUGGUUCCUCUGCAGAAAAAAGGUCUAUGGAUUCCUACUCAAAGAUGGAGGAAGAAAGUUUAUAUUAUCAGCUUGCAGAAGCUACAAUUGAAGCAGAGGCCUCAAGGAACGAAGCAUUUUUAGAGCUAUUGAAGCGCCAAAAAUUGGAAUCAGAAGCUAUGGAAGCUAUUGCCAAGGUCAAAGCUUUUGAAUCUGCUCAUGCACGUGAAGUUGAACUUAGGAAAGAUGCUGAAGAUGCAUUGAGAAGUACAAUACAGGAACAAGACAAACUCUUGGAAGAAAGAGAAAAACUAACCAGGGAGAUACAGAAGACCAUGAGAAAUGUAGCCCUCCUAGACAGUCGUGCACAGGAAGCAAACCGGCGAUGUGAUGAAGCAACUGAGGAAUUAAAACUCAUCCAAGCAUCCAUUGCAACUCUCCAGCAUGAAAAGCAGAAGAUCCGACGGCAAAAAAUGGAAGCCAUGCAUUGGCUUGAUCGGUGGAGAAGUCGUGGUCAAGCUGGAACUUCACACUGCAAUGGAUUCAUUGGGGUUUUUGAAGAUUUGCCUGAGUUAGCAGAAUUUUCACUGUCGGAUCUGGAGACUGCAACAUGCAAUUUUUCCGAGAGCUUCAAGAUUGGGCAAGGAGGAAAUGGUUCUGUUUACAAAGGGGAAAUGUUAGAUAAAACUGUUGCUAUUAAGAAGCUGCAUCCCCAUAACAUGCAGGGACAAUCAGAGUUUCAAAGAGAGGUUCAAGUUCUUGGCAAAAUCCAACAUCCUCAUCUGGUGACUCUGAUUGGUGCAAGCCCAGAAGCAUGGUCACUAGUAUAUGAGUAUUUGCCCAAUGGGAGCCUCCAAGAUCGCCUUUUUCGGAAGAGCAACAACUCUCCCCUAACAUGGAAGGUCCGAGCACGGAUCAUCACUGAAAUAUUGAGUGCCCUUCUCUUCUUGCACUCUUGCAAACCCGAAAAGAUAGUCCAUGGCAAUCUGAGACCUGAGAACAUCCUUCUUGGUUCUGAUCUUCGCUGCAAGAUAUGUGAUUUUGGAAUUUGUAGACUUGUCUCUGAUGAAAGCCUUCGUUGUCCAAGUUUCCGCCGCAAUGCUGAGCCAAAGGGUGCUUUUCCAUAUGAGGAUCCUGAGUUGUAUAGGACUGGAGUCCUGACAACCAAGUCUGACAUUUACUCCUUUGGAGUAAUCAUUCUACAGUUACUCACUGGAAGGCCUCCUGUGGGUUUGGCCAGUGAGGUGCGCAAGGCAGUUUCAUGUGGGAAAUUAGCAUCAAUUUUGGAUUCUUCAGCUGGAGUAUGGCCUACACAUGUGGCAAGCCGAUUGGUGGACCUGGCACUGAGAUGCUGUGAAUUGAACAGUAGGGACAGACCAGAGCUAAAACCAACUCUGGUUAGGGAACUGGAGCAGUUGCAUGUUUCAGAAGAGCAACCAGUUCCAUCUUUCUUUUUGUGCCCUAUCCUUCAGGACAUAAUGCACGAUCCUCAUGUGGCAGCAGAUGGCUUCACUUAUGAAAAAGAAGCCUUGCUUGGGUGGUUGGAAAAUGGCCGUGAAACCUCUCCAAUGACCAAUUUGAGAUUGAGUCACUUGCAUCUUACUCCCAACCAUUCACUGAGAUCUGCAAUUCAAGACUGGCUUUGCAAAUCAUGAAGUCUCCUGCACGUAUGCAUGUACAUAGUCUCUGUUCUUUCUUUGUGUACAGAGGUGUAUUCUUAGACGGUCACCAUUGUAGAUCAGGCAUCGAUGAUUCACUAGCGGCUUUGGGUUAUUUUCUUGUUAAAAUGAGGUCAUGAACUCCAACCCAAAAAGGGAAAAAUAAAACUUAGACCAUAUGUGAAAUGGAAAUCUUAAAUAUUACCUGUAUGAUGAUACUCA